Leguminivora glycinivorella is the source of this 2934-nucleotide messenger RNA. It is a transcript of the gene GLS, whose product is annotated as glutaminase kidney isoform, mitochondrial. Gene Ontology annotation, molecular function: glutaminase activity; protein binding. Gene Ontology annotation, biological process: L-glutamine catabolic process. The record is from RefSeq and is a predicted model, not a curated record. The coding region runs from base 398 to 2362 and encodes 654 amino acids. The transcript has 10 exons. NCBI's taxonomy places the organism in Eukaryota, Metazoa, Arthropoda, Insecta, Lepidoptera, Tortricidae.
UAGUUUUAUAUUUUGACAUAAAAUCUAUGAAUUAUAGAGCAGCGAAGUUAAGUGGUCCAAUGAUAGCAACCUUCCCCGACCUACUAAACACAAAACAGAGCAAACUAAUAGUAGUAUUCUUUGAAACAAUUGCAACCAUUGUUUUAGGCAGGUCAAAAAAGGCGAGUAGCGCGGGUAACAAUUUCAUGCGAAGCCGAAAAUUGUUAAUAAAGACGCCACGAUUUUACUAGUGUAACCAAACGUCGACUCAGUCAGCUUUAAGCUUCAAGGCGGUUGAAUGAGAUGUUCCUAUGACACUGUCGCAACAUCGCGGCCAUGGAACUAAAUAUAUGUGGUUCCCAGCGAGUGGCACUCCUCCCGGUAGUACGAUUAUUUAUAAACGACAAGCAGGAGAAUAAUGUCUCAGUUUCGCGAGUGCCUUGUGCGAAUCGGCUGGCGUCGGUUGCCUCGGGAGUUCGCCCCCGUCCGGUCCCGGACUGUUCAUAUUGUUAUGCGGACUUUGUCCGGUGGUGGAUACGACGAUUUCGUUAUGGAUUUUGGAAAUGAUUUCGAGAAAUGGCGAAACUCUGCACCCAAUUUUUAUGCAGCUCAAUCUAUAGAUAUGAGGAGCAGACAAUAUUCGUUCCUGCAUAACCUCGACUCCUCGUCGGUAGCAGAGGGAUCACAUAAAAACGCAGAUGAUGUCUUGUUUGAUAUGUUCAAGAAUGAAGACACAGGUCUCCUUCCCGUUGGAAAAUUUUUGGCCGCCUUAAGAACAACUGGAAUCAGAAAGAAUGAUCCUCGAGUUAAGGAAGUUAUGCACAACUUGUACAAAGCCCAUAAAGAAUCAAACUACGAAGGAGGAUCACCUGAAACUCUGAAACUGGACAGGAAGGCAUUCAAAGAAGUGAUAGCGCCAAAUAUCGUACUUAUAACGAGAGCAUUUCGUAGUCAAUUUGUCAUUCCGGAUUUCCAAGAUUUCAUUAAGGACAUAGAAGAAAUGUACUGGGCAGCUAAGAGCAAUACCGAUGGCAAAGUGGCUAGUUACAUACCUCAGCUAGCUCGGGCCAGCACAGAGAAUUGGGGAGUCAGCGUUUGCACAAUUGACGGACAAAGAUUUUCUAUAGGUGACGUGGCGGUGCCAUUCACGCUUCAGUCGUGCAGCAAGCCGCUCACAUACGCCAUGGCGCUCGAGACGCUGGGGCCCGACGUGGUACACAAGUACGUUGGCACCGAGCCAAGCGGCCGAAACUUCAAUGAGCUCGUCUUGGACUACAACAUGAAACCUCAUAACCCUAUGAUCAACGCUGGCGCAAUAUUGGUAUGUUCUCUACUGAAGCAAUUGGAAAAACCCGAGAUGACCCUCGCUGAGAAGUUCGAUUAUGUGAUGUCGUUCUUCAGCAGGCUUUCGGGUAAUGAGCCGUUAGGCUUCAACAACGCAGUAUUCCUGUCGGAACGCGAGGCCGCCGACCGUAACUAUGCGCUCGGCUUUUACAUGCGCGAGCACAAAUGUUAUCCCGAAAAAACAAAUCUGCGCGAGUGCAUGGACUUCUAUUUUCAGUGUUGCUCCAUGGAGGCCAACUGCGACAUAAUGUCCAUUAUGGCGGCUACGUUAGCAAACGGGGGCAUUUGUCCCAUCACUGAUGAGAAGGUUCUCCGGCCAGACUCCGUCCGCAACGUGUUGUCCCUAAUGCACAGUUGUGGCAUGUACGACUAUUCCGGCCAGUUUGCUUUCAAAGUGGGCCUCCCAGCAAAGUCAGGAGUAUCAGGGGCCAUGCUCAUAGUUGUGCCCAACGUCAUGGGAAUCUGCACCUGGUCACCACCACUUGACCCUCUGGGCAACAGUUGCAGAGGACUUCAGUUUUGUGACCAAUUGAUCGAACGGUUCAACUUCCACAAGUACGACAAUAUCCGUUAUGCGAGUCACAAAAAGGACCCAAGGCGCUACAAGUUUGAAUCGACUGGUCUAAGCAUCGUCAACCUUCUAUUCUCAGCUGCCAGCGGAGACCUCAGUGCGCUCAGGAGGCAUCACCUCUCCGGGAUGGACAUGACGCUGUCGGACUACGACGGGCGCACGGCGCUGCACCUCGCCGCCGCGGAGGGCCACCUGGCGUGCGUCGACUUCCUGCUCGCGCAGUGCAACGUCAACCACGACCCGCGCGACCGCUGGGGCAGCCGUCCGCUCAACGAGGCCGAGACCUUCGGCCACAACGCUGUCGUACAGUACCUCAAGGAGUGGGAGCGCGCGAACCCCAAGACCAAGGAGACCCCUGGUGGCGCCUCUGUCGCCGAAAUCCUCGAAGCCCACCCGGACGCCAACGAUGCCGUCAAAGACCCGAGUAUUCAGGAGAUCGUCUCCAGAAACGGCGAUAAGAUACAGUGAAUGAAUCUCAAUACCUUAUUGUGAUUGCUGUCGAUCUCACGAAAUAUUUUAGACAAAGAAUUAUGUUAACUAUUUUUAAAUGUAUAAGUAGAAAAAUUUUUAUGAUGCAGUUUCGUCAAUGCAUUCUUAUUUGCAAAGCUGCCUCGAUGUUAUAGGGCAAAAAACUUAAGAAUCAAUUACAGACACAAAAUGUUUAUAGAAAUAUUUACGAAUUGUAUUGAAAUAUUAAACAUUCCAUUUAAUGUUGUAAAACUGUUUACAUUUAAGAGGUACUCAGCCAGAUUUGAUAUUUAUUCGAAAUUUACAGAUUAAACUUUGUAGCAUCUAAUAUACCAGCAAAUAUAAAAGUAGAAUAUAUGUAUUAAAAUCCUAUCUCAAAUUAAGACAAUAAAUUAAAGUUAUGGUAGAUAGUUUAGAGCAAAGAGAGAAAGAGAGAAGGUAGAUAGUUUAGAGCAAAUAAAUUUAUGAAGUUUUGAAUUCAAUUGUUUGUUGUGUCAUUUGAUGUUGUCCAAAUAUGUACUGUCAAUUAAUAAAUUGUUGAGUUUAACAAAUUAAUAUUUAUUUUUAUUAAC